UUUUCCACGACAUUCUAAUUUAUUGAGAUUCACCUGUAUAUAUAUAUUUGCUGCUUGUUCAAUUAACUUAAUUAAAAUGAACUAAAGCAACACAUUUAUAGAACAUUUUUGUUCUAUCAAUCUAAAUUUGUAAAAUGGAAGUUUACUUAAUCCAUUAGAGUUGGGACUACAUGAAUACUUUUUGUGGUGUUAAUGUAACAUUGAUGAAACUGGGCAGGGGGUUGCCAUUUCUAAUAUACUUUGCAUGGGACUUGAUAGGGAGAGUGAAUAUGAAAAUUAAGUGUUUUUUUUUUAAUGUGUUUUUGUGCAAGAUGAAUAUAAAGGGGGUACUUCUUAGUGUUUAAUUAUUUUGUUAUGUUGAGAUUUAGAAGAGUUUCUGUUAUGUUGGGGUUUUGGUGGAUAUAUUUAUGGUGAAGAGAGGAGCCUGAGCUAAUGAUGAGGACAGGUGAAUGUCACACAUACAAUUUUAUCGCUUCUUUGAGCAAAUGCUGUACUAACCAUAGUACAGUUAAUAAACGACACUCUAUAGUGCUUCCAGCCAGCAUGUAUUUAGCAUGCUACCAUUCACUUUUACUAGUUAGUACAUAAAGAAAUAAAACAGAUUUAUUUGAGUUACAUUAACACAUCUAAAUUUGUUGGGUUUACCCAAUUCAAAGGUUCAGAGUUUUUUGUGUUGAGAUUACAUAGUCAUUUUAAUUUCAGAAAACUAAUUUCAAACAUGUGGAACCACUGUCCAUGAUUGAAUCAAGUUCAGCCAAAGAGCUUUGUGUGUGUGUGUGUGUGUGUGUGUGUGUGUAAUCUGAACAACUGGAAAAAUCAAUUAAUCAUUCAAUCAAUAAAUCAAUUGGUCAAAAAGUGUGGAAAUCCUGUAUUUCGAUUUAAGAUAAAUGCAAUGAUGAACAAUGCAAUGUCAUCCUAUGCUCUGAUAUUGCCGCUAAAGUUGAGAUGUAUUAUAAAAAUGUCAUCACUCAAGACCACAGUGACGCUGGAUCACAGCCAAAUACCUCUGUAAACCUGUGAGUGCUACGGAGGCUGUAGAGGGUCAAAUCUCUCUGCGCUGAUGUGUUGUGUGCGGAAGUACCAAAGUACCAUCGAGACCGAAACAGCUGGAGACACUUCGUGGCAUCUCCCUAAAACUGAUUAUACACCGGGAUUAAAGGGCCAGGAGUUAAGGGAAAUGCUGUCAGAGAUGGACGGUAAUUUGACGUUGCAUUUCGCCAACUUCAGUACUCUGUUCGUGUGCAUGGUGCUGAAAUUCCCGCAGAUAUUCGUACUGAUGAGGGCCAAAGCGACAACUGGAGUCAGUUUGAACAGUCUGCUGCUGGAGCUUAUCGGGUUUAUAGUGUUCAUGUCCUAUCAGAUGUACUAUGAUUAUCCACCUCUCACAUACCUGGAGUAUCCGAUCCUCAUAGCACAAGAUGUUGUUGUGCUCCUUUUGAUUCUACAUUACAACAGGAACAUGAAGCACAGCAUCAUUUACGCCGCAGUGUUUGUUGGUGGAUGGCAGCUGCUGACAGUACAGAAAUGGGUGAUUGAUCUGGCAAUGUGCAGGCAGCAAAUUGGCACAGCUUCAGUGUAUGUGGCGUUCAAAGAAUUCUGGACAGGUCAGCACUCUCACCUGGGGCCUGGCCACAUAUACAUGCCUAACGAGGGUCUUCACUACCAUGAUCACCACAGGAGACACACAAGUCCUCGUUCGGUUUGUCGUCAUGAGCAUUCUGAACAUGUGGGUGACUGCGACAGUGAUCCACUACAAACCUCGUGCUGUGAAACAGGAUUAAGAUCCAACGCUAUGGGUAUAUCAUCACUUCCUGUUAGAUGUGAUGUUUCCCUAUUUCCCAUGUGUGGGGUUUGAGGUUUCGAAGAAAGGAAACAUAACUCACACUGAACUGUAUCAGGUCUGGUGCUGUUUGGAUGUAGCACUUUCUAUAAAGGAUUUGUAAAUCCUUUUGAUUUGUAAAUGAUUUUGUAAAGGAUUUGAUGAUUUACUGACUCUGGGUAAGUGUAUACUACAUUUAAAGGAAUAUUCCGUGUUCAGUACAAGUUAACCUCAGUCAACAGCAUUUGUAGCAUAAUAUUGAUUACCACAAAAGAUUUAUUUUGACUUGCCCCUCUUUUUCUUUAAAAAAAAAAAAAAAAAAAAAAAAGCAAAACUCUGGGUUUCAGUGAGGCACUUACAAUGGAAGUGAAUGGGGCCAAUCCGUAAAUGUUAAAAUACUCACUAUUUCGAAAGUAUAGCCACAAGACACACAAUAUGCUUGUUAACAUUAUUUUAGUGUAAUAAAUUCCCUUACUAACCUUUUCUGUGUAAAGUUAUAUCCAAUUUUACAACUUCUUUGCCAUGUUGAUGUCAACAAACCCUAAAAUGACUGUAAAAAUGACGAUUUAAACAACUUUACAGCUCAAAUAAUACAUGAGUUUUAACAGAAGAAUUAAUGUAGGUGCUUUUAUAAAAAUAUAAGCUUCACAUUUUGCCUUUAAAUCCUCCAAAAAUUGGCCCCAUUCACUUCCAUUGUAAGAGCCUCCCUGUAACCUCCAUUUUCGCUUUUUUUUUUAAAGAAGAGGGAUGAAACAAAAUCAUUUUUUGUGGUAAUCAACAUUAUGCCACAAAUGCUGUCGAUUGAGCUUAACUUGCAUUGAACCAAAAAUAUUCCUUUAAGAAAUAGAAAAAAAAUCACCAUAAUGCUCUUAAACUCAGGGUUUAUCAUUGUAGUUGAACUAUGUUUUUCAGUGUCAAUAACAUGGCACUUUUUGCAUAAACAUGAAAUAGUAAUUACAUUAAUGUACCUAUUAUAACAUACUAUAACAAUCUUAAUUCUUUAUCUAAUAUUUCUUUGCAUGGAGGAAAAAUGGCAAUGUGUUGUAAUUAUGUAGCACAGUAUGUGGCCACAAAAUAUUAGAUGCAAAAAGUGCUUUUUUAUUUACAGAUCAGAAUUAUGAGACCUCUUUCUGACCAAACAGUUUUAUAGAGAUAAAUACUGAUUAUUAGUAAGAUGUUUCAUUCCCUUAUUCACACUUCCUAAUCAUUCCAGGGAGGGUUCAGUUGGCCUCCGUAUUUCCUGUCGCUUAAAAGUUUUUGUCUCGACAGUGAUUGCUGAUGAUCAAUCAGUACCAGUAUAUUCAAUUUAGUAUAAGUUAAUACAUGUGCCUAUAUAACUUAAAGGGAUAUUUCACCCAAAAAUGAUAAUUUUCUUAUCAUUUACUCACCCUCAUGCCAUCCCAGAUGUGUAUGACUGACUUUCUUCUGCUGAACACCAAGAUUUUUAGAAGAAUAUCUCAGCUCUGUAGGUCCAUACAAUGCAAGUGAUUGGGUACCAAAAACCACAUAAAGGCAGAAUUAAAGUAAUCCAUAAAACUCCAGUGGUUAAAUCCAUAUUUUCAGAAUCGAUAUGAUAGGUGUGGGUGAGAAACAGAAUAUUUAAGUCCUUUUUUAAUGUAAAUUGUCCUCCCUGUCAUGUGGGUGGCGAUAUGCACGAAGAAUUGUGAAUCCCCAAAAACAAAAGAAUGUGAAAGUCAGUAUUUAUCAUAAAAAAAGGACUUAAAUAUUGAUCUGUUUCUCACCCACACUUAUCAUUUUGCUUCUGAAGACAUGGAUUUAACCACUGGAGUCUUAUGGAUUACUUUAAUUCUGUGCAUUUUGGAGCUUCUAAAUGUUGUUACCCAUUCACUUGCAUUGUAUGGACGUACAGAGCUGAGAUAUUCUUCUAAAAAUCUUUGUGUUCAGCAGAAAGUAAGCCAUAGACAUCUGGGAUAGCAUGAGGGUAAAUGAUGAGAGAAUUUUCAUUUUGGGGUGAACUAUUCCUUUAAUGGUUUGUUUUGAAGUUAGAAUACUGUAGGAACAUAUCACUUUUCUUCCCUUGGUAAAUAAAAACUGUCUUUUCUAUUUUUUUGACCAGUAAGUUUUCAGCUAAAGCACUGUUAUAACUGAUGAUGUUAAAUGAUAUCAGGUUGUGGAUCAAACUGUUUUGAUAUAUAAUGUCGUUUAUACAAGGUAAUGUUUAUAUACAGUGAAAUAUGCACUGACUUUUUUUUAACUGAGCAAUAUCUGUGUUUAAUGAGAUAGUUGUAAGUCCUGACAUAAUACAGGGUUUCCCGUUUGUUUUUUUAACUGGACACAUUUCACAUAUACUUGAGUUGUGAUAUUCAUUUUAUAUUAAUGCAAAAACAAUAAUAAUAAUAAAAAAUUAUAUAUAUCUGUACAUAAAUCUCUGAUCUCCACACUUUUAUCAAACAUAAUGUAGUACAACCAGGUUAUUACUUACAAAAUUAUCAAUAAGAACCAUGAAGAUUUCAUCUUGUAGUGUAUGUGUGUGUAAUAGAAGUUGAGAGAUGCUUAGAUCUGUAGCACAACCAUACUUUGUAAGUACUUUAAUAUGUCUGCCAUCUUUUGCAUUUUAUAAACUUGUGAAUCAAUAAACAUUCCUCUUGCGUGGUUGGUAGUGUGU
Molecule: messenger RNA, 4445 nt
Organism: Myxocyprinus asiaticus (Chinese sucker)
Lineage: Eukaryota; Metazoa; Chordata; Actinopteri; Cypriniformes; Catostomidae
Gene: slc66a3
Product: solute carrier family 66 member 3
Exons: 7
Coding region: 1061-1855 (264 amino acids)
Source: RefSeq, a predicted model, not a curated record